Messenger RNA from Striga hermonthica, 1155 nucleotides. The record is from the annotation of a GenBank genome assembly. Lineage: Eukaryota; Viridiplantae; Streptophyta; Magnoliopsida; Lamiales; Orobanchaceae.
AUGAAGAUCAGUGUAAUGACCGUCGAUGAACAAAUCGUCACGCUGGAUGUCGAUCCGCACGAAUCUGUGGAGAACUUGAAAGCUCUGCUGGAGGUUGAGACUCAGGUGCCUCUGCAACAACAGCAGUUGCUAUAUAAUGGAAAGGAGAUUACAAAUUCUGAGAAAUUGAGUGCCGUUGGAGUUGCCGAUGGAGAUUUGGUUAUGAUGGUUCCAAAGAACUCAUCUUCAAGUUCCAGAGGUGGAGGCAAUGAUUUGAGUUUCAAUCCUGAUGGCUCAGCUGUAAAUCCCUCAGCUUUCCAGCAACAUUUGCGUGGUGAUCCUAAUUUGAUGACCCAACUAUUUCAGAGUGAUCCGGAGUUAGCACAAGUUGUUCUUGGAAAUGAUCUUAAUCGGCUGCAAGAUUUUUUGCGUGCACGAAACCGGCAGAGGUCUGAAUUAAUGCGUAAACAAGAAGAGGAAAUGGCUUUACUUUAUGCGGAUCCUUUUGAUGUGGAGGCCCAAAGGAAAAUAGAAGCUGCUAUUCGCCAGAAAGGUAUAGAUGAGAACUGGGCUGCUGCCUUGGAACACAAUCCUGAAGCAUUUGCUAGAGUGGUAAUGUUGUAUGUAGAUAUGGAAGUGAAUGGUGUUCCAUUGAAGGCUUUCGUUGACAGUGGAGCUCAGUCAACAAUUAUAUCUAAAAGCUGUGCCGAACGUUGUGGACUGCUUCGGCUUUUGGAUACUCGGUAUAGGGGAAUAGCUCAUGGAGUUGGUCAAUCUGAGAUUUUAGGUCGUAUACAUGUUGCGCCUAUCAAGAUUGGAAAUAUAUUUUAUCCUUGCUCUUUUGUGGUCCUCGAUGCACCCAACAUGGAGUUUCUCUUUGGCUUGGAUAUGCUUCGCAAGCACCAAUGCAUUAUUGACCUGAAGGAUAAUGUGUUGAGAGUUGGUGGAGGCGAGGUUGCCGUACCUUUUCUGCAAGAGAAGGACAUUCCAUCACAGUUUAUGGAUGAAGAGAGGCAUGCCAAGGAAGCUACCAGCUCUGGAGCACUAGGAGCAGAGUUUGAAGGUAAAGUUGCUAAGCUAGUCGAGCUAGGGUUCGGGAGGGAAGCAGUAAUUCAAGCUUUGAAGCUUUUUGACGGCAACGAAGAACAGGCUGCCGGAUUUCUAUUUGGGGGCUGA